This is a messenger RNA of Tupaia belangeri chinensis (Chinese tree shrew), 330 nucleotides long. RefSeq names its product ribosomal protein L36 (gene RPL36). Gene Ontology annotation, molecular function: structural constituent of ribosome. The transcript has a single exon. The record is from RefSeq and is a predicted model, not a curated record. Gene Ontology annotation, cellular component: ribosome. NCBI's taxonomy places the organism in Eukaryota, Metazoa, Chordata, Mammalia, Scandentia, Tupaiidae. Gene Ontology annotation, biological process: translation. The annotation marks the transcript as partial.
CUUCCCGCCGCCCCGCCGCAGCGCCUCACCAAGCACACCAAGUUCGUGCGCGACAUGAUCCGCGAGGUGUGCGGCUUCGCCCCCUACGAGCGGCGCGCCAUGGAGCUGCUCAAGGUGUCCAAGGACAAGCGCGCGCUCAAGUUCAUCAAGAAGCGGGUGGGCACGCACAUCCGCGCCAAGAGGAAGCGCGAGGAGCUGAGCAACGUGCUGGCCGCCAUGCGCAAGGGGGCCGCCAAGGAUGCUCUGUCCUCCGUCCGCGCCGCCCACCUCCCUCCCGGCCCCAGCAGCACGCAGGCCCGUCUGCAAAUGGGUUUAAUCACAAUUAAAUAG